Molecule: messenger RNA, 1358 nt
Organism: Schistosoma guineensis
Lineage: Eukaryota; Metazoa; Platyhelminthes; Trematoda; Strigeidida; Schistosomatidae
Source: the annotation of a GenBank genome assembly
AUGAUUACGUCUCUCUUAUUGAUAAAUUUACUAAUUUGGCCAACUGUAGACAUCACAUUAAUAAAAUCAGCAAUUUUGAAAAGAAAAACUAAGGUACAAGAAAGCGAGAAUAAUCAGACAUCUAAUGAACCGCAGUUCGACUGUUUAUUGGAAUUACAAAAUGAGUUACGCAAUCUUUAUUUAGCUGACAAUGUUCAAUCCGAGAAACUAACUCGUAUAAAAUUAGAGAAUUCUCCAUACUUCAGUACACAGCAAACAUGUCAAGAAAUCUGUGACAAACUACCAGUAAUACCAAUAAACAUGUCUCAUAAAUACACUCCAAUCGGUAAUCUUUCUGUUUCUAAAGAAUUGGUAACAGACUUGUAUAAAGUGAUCAGUUUAAGCAAACCACAUAUAAAAGGUGGCGGUUGGACAUAUAAAACAUCUGAUAAAUGUAAAAAUAAUGCUGGAAAAUAUAAUCAAACUGGCGUCGCUAUAGUUAUAGCAUUUCGUGAUAGAUGGGCUCAACUAACAAGUGUACUAUCAACACUAAUACCUAUGUUACGCCGUCAAAGAUUAUGUUACCGAAUAUUUGUUAUUGAAGAAGCUGGAAAUGAUUUAUUUAAUCGAGGUAUGAUUUUCAAUGUUGGUUUCAUGGAAGCUAUGAAUAGAUUUCAUUUUGAUUGUGUUAUUUUUCAUGAUGCUGACUUAGCUCCAAUAAAUGACUUGAAUCCUUAUGGAUGUGAUAAACAAACAUUCAUACAACCAAUUCAUCUUGGUGUUGGUUUAGAUAUUAGAAAUUUUCGUUUAAAUUAUCCAGAACUUAUUGGUGGUGUAUUAAAAAUGUCAAAUAAACAUUUUGUACAAGUAAAUGGACAUUCUAAUCUAUACUGGGGUUGGGGACAAGAAGAUGAUGAUUUAGAAAGACGAUUAAAACAUGAAAAAAUUAAUUAUUAUCAAAUGUCUCCAAGUAUUGCACGUUAUAAAGCACUACCUCAUGAAACACAAAAUAAAGAAGGGAAUCCGCGAAAAAUUCAUUUAAAACUUUUAUCUACAGCUGUACAACGAAUGCAUCAUGAUGGACUAUCUUCAUUAAAUUAUAAAGUAUUAAAGGUUACUGAACAUCAACUAUUUACACAUAUAUUAGUUGAUUUAGGUAAUCAACCAAAAUUUUAUAAUUGUAAUUAAUAGAAAAUGAAUCUUAUCUAUGGAUUAAUAACAAUAUGCUUAUAACAGAUAUUAUGAAAUAACCAUUAUAAUGCGAUAAUCCAAAGGAAGAUGAUGAGUCUAAAUAAAUAUUUCAUUAUAAUUACCAAUAUUGUUAAUGAACAUGGACCAUUUAAUAAGUAUAAACAUUCACUUGGUAAUUUGCUUCUAAA